Molecule: messenger RNA, 2214 nt
Organism: Lacerta agilis (Sand lizard)
Lineage: Eukaryota; Metazoa; Chordata; Lepidosauria; Squamata; Lacertidae
Gene: BICDL2
Product: BICD family like cargo adaptor 2
Exons: 9
Coding region: 34-1608 (524 amino acids)
Biological process (GO): Golgi to secretory granule transport; vesicle transport along microtubule
Source: RefSeq, a predicted model, not a curated record
CCUUUCCCUCCCAUUUCUCCCCAGUCCCACUCCAUGGCAACCACCACAGCUCCCUCCAUGUACCCUGAGGAGGAGGCUGCACUCCGGACCCCUUUCCCUCUGACCCCACCUGCCCUGGGGGACGAGUUCUACCCCUUUGGGGGCGAGCGGCAACAGACUUUUGGGGGCGAUGUGGCUGCUGGGGACGGGGACCCUGAAGAGGCAGACUUGGGGGUGCUGCUGCAGAGGAAGGAGCAGGACCUGCUGCUGGCAGCUGAGCUGGGGAAGAUGCUCCUGGAACGCAAUGAGGAGCUGGAAAGGCGCUUUGAGGAACUAGCCAAGGAGCACAUGGAGACCAAAGAGCGCCUAGAGCAAGAGAAGCACGAGCUCCGCCUGCACCUUGAAUCCAGAACGGCUGAAUUUGAGACUCGCGUGGCUGAGCUGGAGACUGACCUGACUACAGUCCGAGCCCAGCUUGGGCAGAAGCGCAUGGAGCAGCAGGACACUAGCCGGGAGAGUUCGCAGGCCGUCCUGGACCUCUCGGAGCAGAACCAGCGCCUGGUGGAGCAGCUCAGUCAGGUCACACACCUGGAGCAGCGGCUGCACGAAGAACUGGGCUUGUUGCGCGGGGAGCAUCGGACCUUGUCCCUUGGCAGCGCUGAAAACGCGGCCCGGGCACAAAGCCUGCAGGCUGAGAACCUUAUGUUACAAGAGCGGAUGCGAGAUCUGGACAAGCAGACCCAUCAGCUGCGGGAGGAGAAUGAAUCGAUCCAGGCGCUGGUAGACACACUGCACAACAACCUCCUCCUCCUCCGUAACGAGAGCCGAGAGAAGGAGCUGCGGAUGCAGCAGGUUGAAGUGGAAGCUGAGGAGCUCCGGGCUUCCAACCGUCGCCUCCAGCACCAGGUCAAGGAGAUGAAGGAGGAGAUCCGCCUGCACGAUUUAGACACUUCCAUCACCUCCAUCCAGUCUGAGAUCGAAAGUAGCUUGGAGGAUGCUCCUGGAGCUCCCGGGAAGGCCCCUAAGCUGAUGGCCAAUGGCAUCUGCAAUGGCUCCUGUCCUACCCCCACAGCGGCAAAGAACCCCUCAAGGAGACUGGAAGAGGAAGGAAUUGACUAUGCCAAACGGGUGUCAGCCUUGAGUCACCAGGAGCAGGAUCUGCUGAGGCAGAAAGAAGCGGAGAUCAUGAAACUUCAGGAUCAGAUCACACUCCAGUAUGUAGAACUCUGCAAUUUAAAGACUGAGAUCGAGAGCCAGAGGUGCCUGUAUCAAGAGAGCAACCGGGACGAAGCACUGAAAUUAGCCAUAGUAGAUCGAGAUGAGGCUAUAAUAAAGAAAGGCGAGAUGGAGUUGGAGCUGGCAAAAGUCUCCCUGGAACGGGAUUCCAUGAGCCAGCAGCUAUUGCGUGUCAUUCGCCAGAAGAUGGCCCUUUCCCAGGAGCUGGAAGCUUGGCAAGAUGAUAUUCAGUAUAUCAUUCACCAGCAACUGCUGCAGAAGCACCAGGAAGAGACCCACCCCAUCACUUCGUCGCCUAGAAGCCCGGCGGAAGGCAAGAACCCUCCUUUCUAUCGCCGUGGCGCCAGCAUCCCAAACGGCACUGGCUUCUUCUCACUCUUCCGGAAAAGCUGAGGACCUGGACAGGGGGCAGAGGGAAAUAUAAACGCCAGAACUCAUUGAGGGCGGAAGUGGCAGCUGUCGAUGAGACCAAGGCUUGAGGUGGCCGGGGCUGAAAUGGCUUCUGGGCCUCUUAGCAGCUUGUCAGCUAACUCUAGGCCAAAGGAAUUUGUUCUGCGGUUCCAUUACGUUGUUCAUACUUGGUCCCCUGUUCACACUCUAUGCACACAGAGGAUACUCACACAUGUUGUAAUAGGAGCAGAGCCACACUGCCGGUCCCAAUAGCGCAGCGUUGAGUGCGGAGAUCUGUGAGUGUAAAGGAACCAGCAUGCAAGACACACAGGGGUCCAUGCUCCUUGCACGGAUCUUGUUAGCGGGGCUAGCCCGGAACAUGAUGUCAGGGGCGGGCCCAGGAGUUUUGUUUACAGGCAUCUGCACGCAAUGUGUGGAUAUCACAUGCAUAUGGCUAGCCUGGGGCCACGAUGUCAGGGGUAGGGUCAGGGGGUCCCUUUGUACUGGAGAUGUGCUUUACAGGUGAGAGAAAGGGAGAGAAAAAGACAGGGAGGUUGUAAUGUCCAUUGCAGUAGGGCAGAAAGCCCUAUGUAUUAGGAAGGAAGGAAG